Molecule: messenger RNA, 9213 nt
Organism: Petromyzon marinus (sea lamprey)
Lineage: Eukaryota; Metazoa; Chordata; Hyperoartia; Petromyzontiformes; Petromyzontidae
Gene: SPG11
Product: SPG11 vesicle trafficking associated, spatacsin
Biological process (GO): synaptic vesicle transport; chemical synaptic transmission; axonogenesis
Cellular component (GO): synapse; dendrite; axon
Source: RefSeq, a predicted model, not a curated record
CACUUGCACCGAGCCAAAAUUCAUAGCUAAUUCUCCUCGGUCGGCAUUCAUGGGGCAUAAAAUGAGGGGUCCUUGCCUGAAACGUCAGCCUUUUGUACAGGUUUCUUUGGCAGUUUUUAUUUUGUUUUGGGACCAUCAUUAAAACCCUAAUCUUUUUGCAUAUACAGCGUACAACUUUGGUGUUGUCGUUUAACAAGGCAGUGAUGUUUUAACGCCUGUAAGAAAGGGAAGUUUAGGUCACCAGUCCACGUUUGUGUAUUGAAGCACAUGGUAUACCCACAAAGCCUGCUCACGCAUUAGCCCACGACACAGCAGGCCGCUGAGCAAAACAGAACACACCAAACCAGUUUACUCGCUGAGCUGGUUCAGUAGAAAACACACAGAGGGUGAGAGAGGAGAGAGGAGGGGGGUUACCUCAUUAAACCGCAACACUUUAUUCAAAGAUAACGUCGACCCAAGCUGAAAACAAACACAGAAACGCCACUGCCACGCGCAGCUGCUAUCGCCGCCGCCCGCACAAGGAAGCGUGAACCUCGGGCUGCCAUGAUCGGGAACGGACAGUGCUUGGAGGUUUCCCUGUGGUUCUACGAUCGCGGAGACGAUGGCCAAGUCGACGUGGAUGAAGGAGACAAUCGGGAGAAGGAGAAUGACAAAGACGUGGAGGAGAGAAGCCCGGGCCAGGCCAGAGCGCGGCUCAAUGCCGCCGCCCGCGCCAUCUCGCACGGCACCCGGGGCACGCCGCCUCCGCCACCUUUCAUCGCCGUUCUCGCGUCUUCAUCCUCUUCGUCGUCGUCUUCAUCCUCUUCGUCGUCUUGUGGCCGUCUCGGUCGGCACCUUCGCCUCGUCGUCGCCCCUCCUCGCAGCGCAAGGCCGCGCGUCUUGGCGGCGGCCGCGGCGGUCGUCGACUUUCUGUGGGAGUGUGAAGCCGGGGAAGCUGGGGAAGGUGGUGGUAGUAACGAGGGUGAAGGUGUGCGUCUGGUCAGCACCGAUGAAGAUGGCGCUGUCACGCUGCAUGAGCUCCAGCGAGAUGACGACGGUGGCGACUGGGUCAUGGCAAGGCCCCGCACGUGCCAGGCCUCCCAGCUGAUGGCAUACCUUGGACUGCACGACAGAGAAGAUGCUGGCGAACAACUCCGCUCGAGGCUGCUGAGCUUCGUGGAUGGCGUGGCGACCGUUCUGCUGCGUGGUCGUCUCGUCGUUCGAUUGCUCUGGCUGCCCUACGGUUGCCAUGCCGACGGUUGCUGGGCAGACGUGCAGCUUCAGUGCGCGCUGCUUCCUGCCGCCACGGCCCGGGACGAGCCGGUGGACGUUCGGCUCUGCCUGCAGAAACUGCUCGCGCUGCACGCCGACGGCCAAAUCUAUAUCUAUAGCACAAUCACUGGAGUGUGUGUGGGGGCAAUUGAUCUUUCACUGAUCCUGCCAUCACCCCCGUCGGGCCUUGGCAGUGGCACACCGUUUGGCUUUUUGAGGCCAUCGGAUGACCUUGGGGUGAUUGUGGCGGUGGACUCCUCUCUCCGUGCCGUAUGCGUCUCCCCUGUCGACUAUUUCAGGAGGUUUCCAGAUCACAUGUUUCAGGGAAGUUGGCUUGAGGAUCCACACACUUCCAGCCAAGAAGAAAUUGACGAAUUGGAUGAGCAUUUGGAUGAGGAUGAUGUGGAGAGAGCCUUUCAUGCCCAGCUCCCGUUCAACCCGGACAGGUCGUGGGAAGCGCAGCUGGAAAGGCUCCACGCGAGCAUCGAUAAGGCUUAUGGUUGCCCUCAGCAGGCCGCGGCAAAGCAGAAGAAUAAACCUGACCACGCUACCACGCUGAGAGCAUUUCAGCCUGGCGCUGAUGACGGCGUCAAAGACCCCGCACGAGAAAAAACGACAGAGUUCAACUCUGCAGAGGCUUCAUCGUGCGACGGAGGCAACUUUGAGCAGAAUCCUGGCCUGUGUUUUGUCCGUCUUGUCGAGCCUGUCGAGCAAGUUGAGAGCGUCACAAUUUUUUCCAUCUGCAACACCUCAGUCCUGUUUGCCAUUGGCCAUCCAAAUGGCGAGACGAAUGGGGUAACUGUGGUCCUGUGGCAGCUUUCGAGUGGGAUCCUGAUGACCCACAGGAUGGAAGGACCUUGCAUACCUGUAGAAAUGGAACAAGUUGAGCAUCCGUGUUUGCUCAUGAAAGAAACUGGCUUGAGCAUGGUUCUUUUUGGAAUUGGUCAGGAUGAACUGUUGAAGCGCCUCAUGAUUCAUUCCGGCGUUGGUGUGGUGGAUGCCGUCUGCGACCGCAACAACUGGACCCGCUGCUCCAUUCCCAUCCAUGCCCUGGAGGCCGCUCUAAAGAACAGGCAGCUUGACACAGUGGAUUUUUUUCUCAAGAGCCAAGAAAACUUGUUUGAUGUGAGGGAGGGUCAAACAACAUUGACGCAACUGAAAGGCCUCCAGGAUCUGGUCCCUGCACUCGAGGUGCUGCGUCACGCCGUUGCGGGGAGCAGCGCGGAUGCGUCGUCCCAGCCAUUUGCCGAGCAGCUCUUGCACCGCGCGCUCGGUUUCCUUCACACCCAACUGCGCCGGCUGUACGACCCCACUCCCAGCCUCGACCAGCACCAGGAGAAGUGUGCACAGCUCCUGAUGGGAUUCCUUAUUGAGCUGCGGCAGUACAUGCGGCGCUACCCGUGGCGGCAGGACGAGGACGAGGAGGAGGAGGAACACGGAGGUGGUGGUGGCGGCCACGCGGGUAGCGGAGAGUCGAACGAGGAAAUCUUGGACCUGCCCGGCACUGAACACUGGGAUGAGCUCCCCACUGAUGAAGUGAUCCGGGAUGCUGUGCUCACAAACCAGAUCCCUGUGGCUCAGGCGUGGCUACGCAUGAGGGGCCACGGGGCCUGGAGGCUCGGCCCCUUCACGAACAGGGGGCUCCACCUGGCCCACUGCGCCCUGCAGGGUGGUGACCUCGGCAUGGCCACGAAGCUCAUCUUCAACAUGGGAUUCGAUACAACUGAGCAGUUGUGCAACAUUUGUUGUUACACACUGGAGAGAAACCUGCGGGACUUCCUGGUUGAGAAGUUGAUUGAGGCAGAUUCGCUGACCCAGAGCGAAAUAACGACCGCCGAAUUUGUACGUCGUGUGGAGUCGCUCUACGCUCCCCGCACGGAGGAUGAUGACAUUGGCAAGGGGACGGCGAGGAGCUCAACAAAUAUCUGGGGUCUCGCAGUGGCUGAGGGCAGCAGAGAUGCCCUGCUCAAGAGAGUCACAACCUCUGGUCAGGCGACUACGGGCGAGGUCAGCAUUAUGCUGGACUGGGCAUAUCGAUGGGAUGAUGUUACUCGGCAAAGGAUCCUUCUGGACCGGCAUGCGGGCACAGAUAAAGCUGUGGACAAAGACUCGACCGCCUACUCCCCCGAGGUGCUUUGGUCCUUCCUGACUUCGCGCAAUGAUGGUCCACGGCUGGGCCGCUGGGCUGCGGCUUCGGCCGGAGGCGUGGUGCAGGAGGCCGCCUGGCCCGACCUCCCUGUCGACAUGUCCUACGGCUGCUCAUUGUGUAGCCUGCACCUCCGCGAUGCUGUGCUGGAUGAGAUGGCAAGGCGGGGAUGCUUUGUUCCAGCAGAAGUGUCUGAUCUGGAGAGGUUGAUCGUCCGGUUGAGUAGAACAGGUGGUCUUAUGCAGCCUAUUCAUCCGCUCACUCUCCGCAAGGCAAUGGCUGACAGGGCGCUCGUGGAAGGCUCGCACAAUGGAGCGGACCCCCUCGCAUACUACGCGCCUCGACUUAUCGAACCGUCGGACGUGGAGCUUUUCCACGAUGGUUUCAUCCGCUACUGUGUGGAGAGCGAGCUGCGGCACCUCCUCUAUGCCUACCUGCACUACUACAGGCUGGAGCAAUCAUUGGGUCCACCUGUCCUCUCUGACGAAGCUCUGAGGGCCGCCCAUCCUUGGUUUGACCUUCUCCUCCACAUUUGUGAAAUCCAGCAUUUAUCGCACGGCGACCAGCAACCGGCAGAUACGCGGGCCCUGUACCUCGCCAGCUUGGCCAACGCUCAGAUGGUCCUGCCCAGCAGCCAGGCUGGUGUGAGCAGCAUGCUGACAGAAGGUCGUACACUGCUGGCGCCCGCCACCUUGCUCUACUCACCUGGUGGUCUGGACGGAGGUGUCUCCCAGGUGGAUGGGCAGCUGCUGAGGCUCGCUUUGUCGCGAUUCCCCAAGCUGAGAGCCGCCCUCUUCCCACAGCAGAGCACGCACGGCCUGCCUUUUCCCGACGUCUCGCUCUACCACUUGCUCCAGGCCCUGACUCCCUUUGAUCCGUCGCGCCUCUACGGAUGGCAAGAAGCAAAUUCUUUGGCAGCUGCAGACGCCGCGUCGGAGUUACCGCACUUCUCGCUGCCGUCGCUGGUGAGCCGGCACAGCACGCGGGAGACACUGGGCUUCAUGUACUUCUUGUUGCACGGCCGCCCCGCCUAUGCCUUCGCCUCCUUCCUGGCCUGGCGCCUCGAGCGUGGCUCGCUGUCUUCCCGCAGUUUGGUGCGGGCGAGCGAGGAGGCCUACACGCUGGCGCUCGUUCACUUCGACUCGCCCGCCGUCCCGGCCGCGUGCGUCGCCUUCCUCGAGCUGCUGGCCGUCCCGACGGCGCUCGUGCGCGUGGACGUGCACGCCGCGCGCCUCGUCAGCGCCCACCUCCUUGGCCCUUCCGAGCACGCCGUCCCCACCGCCGACUCCGGUUCCGUGCUGGGCUCCGACUCCGGUUCGGUGUCGAGCGUCGGCCGGGGCUCCACCUCCGGUGUUUCGUCUGUCUCCGGCGCCGCCAGGGACCUGGAAGCCCGGGAGUUGCUCCGCGGCAGCUUGGUGGGAAGGCUGGUGGAGCUGGUGCAUAGCGUGGAGCCGGCGGUCUCGUUCCUUCUCGGCGAACUGGAGAGCGCCGUCGCUCUCAGGGUGGAGGAGGCUGGGCUGGACAGCACAUCGCUCAAGGCGGGCAGGGAGUGGGACCUGGUCGUGCACUUCUGUCGGGGGCACAGCGUGGCCUUGACGGAGGUCUACCCUCGUGCCUGCGCCGCCGCCGAGCAGUGGCUGCCUUUCCUCGCCUUCGUCCACCACCACGCCUACCCCGUCGAGCAGGUCAAGACCCUGAUCAACGGUUUCGGCCCUGCUCUCAGAAGCCACCUGCUGCUGGCUUUCUCCAGCCUCCGGGGAUGGAGAAAGGUGGCUGAGUCGCCCGACUUGUUCGGGGUCCUGAUCGAGAGCUUGGCCUCUCCGCGGCCGUGCGCGUACCUGCUGAGUCAGGCCGUGAGCCAAAGAGCACCUGUGCUCGGUGUGUUGGCUGCUGGCCUCCAGGAUGCGCAGCCCGUGCGCUGCCUGUGCGCGUGGAUCGCCGCGUCCGCAGCUGACCCCGGUGCCCGCUCAGCGUGGGCCCAAGCCUGGGAUGCGGCGGAAGGGCAGCCCGAGGAAGGACCGGGGCAGGAGAUGGCCGCGGUGUGGGGACCCUGUGCGCUUUCGGGCCUUGUGCAGGACUGCCUGGGGCGACGGCUGACUCACGUCCUCAUUAGCGGUUUCCAGCUCUUUCUGCCGAAGUGUCCCUUCCAGCAUUUGCUGCAUAUGUUUGAGCUCUGCAUGGAGCAGAAGGACUACAGCGGCGCCAAACUGAAGCUCCAGGAAUUCAUAUGGGACCUGGAUGAUCUGAAGGUGUUGUGCCCGCACGGGGACAACGAGGGGGUCUCCGUGGAGUGGCUGGAGACCCAGGCCUCCAUGCUCCUGCUGCUGCUCAUUGAGCGCAGCGACACACCCUAUCAACUUCACCGCCUCUUUCGCCUGCUGUCCAAGUCGCAGCGCAUCCUGAAGUCCACUGUGCACGACUUCACGGCGCUGAGCGCGCUGCUGGAGAUCCUGCGCGGCUCGGGGGUUUGCGUUGCGCCAUCGGUGCUGGCGGAGUUCAGCGCCGAGGCCCUGAGAGCCGACUGCGUGCGCAUCACCGCGAGCCUGCAGGACAGGGGGCUCUUCACGCAGGCCAAGGAGGUGGCCGCCCUCGUGAGCCUUCCCGUCGGCGACAUGGUCGUUAACGAGCUCAUUCAUUCCAUCGGCACCAUGAAGGACAAAAGCCAGUGGCAGGAGCCGAAGGCGAGGGUCUACUUUUGGAAGCGCUGCCACAGCACCUUCGAGGACGUAACAAUGUCCCCCCGAAAGGCCGCAGAGUUUUUCAAAGCGCAGGCAUCGGAGCUUUCCAAGUGGCAUGCAGAGUCGGGCAGCAAAACGCCGGGCGCCCACAGCAGAACUGGGACCGCUACGGAGCUUGUCUACGAGGAGCUCUGCUUGCUCACACUGUCCGGCCACUGGCUCGGCAGCGACAAGACGGCGCGUGCCAAGGAGUUGGAAGCAACGGAGAAAAGGUGUUGGUUUCACAAAAUCCGGCUGCUUCUGUCCACGGGCAGAAGCCUUCGUCCAACAUUAAGCAGGCACAGAAUCGAGCAUAACCUGGAGGCAGACGUACUGGGCUUGAGCCAAACCAUCGCGAAGUUCUGUUUCUCAGACCACCCUCUCCUCAAUGAGCCACUCCAGCUAUCCCUCAAGAGGCUGCCCUCCUUGUCGGAGAGCAUCGUGCGAUCGCAGGAUGAGCCGGUGAACUUGGAGAAAGACCCCACCGUGCUGGACGUGCGCGAGACCCAAGCCCUGCGGACGUUGGUGAACCAGUCGUUGGACGCGAAUAAGAUUUCGGAGGCCGUCCGCGUGUGCCGCUACUUUGGCUUCAGCUGCUUCGAUGUACGAUUGGCCAUGGGCUGCCUUGCGCUGGCCCGGGGGGAGGAGAGUGUCGAAAGCCUGCCCACGGACAUCCUGAGCAUCCUCACAAGCGACGUUGACACUCCCACUGCUCGGCAUCGGAGCUUGAGCGUGUCGAGUACCAGCUCGUUUGUGUUGGCCCCCCCGGAGGAAGAGAACGAGGUGGCGAGGGCGAUCUCUGCGCUGGCGGGCGCGUGCACCUUCGGCGGGCAGUUCUGCCGCCAGGUGCUCAACGCGCACGAGCUGGCAAAGGACCUGGGCCGGGACUUUGCGUCCGUGCUGAGCGGAGACGGAGAGGCUCUGAUCCACGAUGUCCUGAGCUCGGAGCGCCCGGACCGAGUGGCGCGCGCGCGUAUGCUGGCCGACACCCGGCGCGUUCCGGCAGAAACCAUCGCCACUCUCCUCGCUGGCCUCAUCGAGCGAUCCUUCCUGCCCUUGGACAGUCCUGGGAAAGAAUCAACGACGCGCCCAGUCUACCGGUCGGAGGAGGGCAAGCAAGGCUUCCUGCAGUUGCUCAAGCUGUGCGCUGACCCGCCGACACUCGGAAUGAAACUCAUGGCUGCCUCUGCCAAGCUCGGGGGCGGCAACAUGUCAGCUUGUGUGGAGCUCUUGCUGCUGGCCCACGAGUGCUUCACCAUCGCGUGCCACAUGGAGGGCAUCGUGGAGGUCCUUCGGGUGGCCAAGCAUCUCACCCAUCACUGCCUGGUGCCUGCUGAGGAGUACAACCUCAUGGUGCGGCUGCUGGUGGAGAUAGGACGCUACACGGAGAUGACCUACAUCCUCGACAUCCUCAACCAAAAUCACCAGUUUGAGCUGCUGCUCCGAAAGAAAGGCACCUCCGACGGACGACUGAAAGCCGCGCUGCUCAAGUACAUCCGCCAGCAACACCCGGGGGACAGCGAGAAGUACAACAUGGUGGCGCUGUGCUUCAGCAUGAGCCGAGAGAUCGCGGAGAACCUGGAGGGGGCGGCGCGCACUCGCCUCAAGCUCAUCGCCGCCCAGCCUUGGGAGGUGACACCAGAGCUGAAAUCAACGCUGGAGCAAGUACUGACGUUUCUUAAGGAUGCAGCAGAGAGCUACAAGAAGGAGUCGUGCAUGCGGCAGGCCUUGUCGUGCGUGCGUCUGGCCAAGCUGGUGCGCCUGCAGCUGCACAUGCUGGCGUCGGGCCAGAAGGUGCAACUCGUCAACCUGCAGGGAGACGAUCUGGCUCGCGUCGCCUGCUCGCUGCCCAAGUACUACCAGGUGGCGACGGUGGCGGACGCGUACGGCUACAAACCUCACUGGGCUGAGGUGCUUCACCACCAGGUGGUCCAGCAGGGAAACUUUAGCUUCUUCGAUGACUUCAAGAGCCGGGGCCACCUAGAGUCCCCUAUAAUCCAGGACGUUGUCAACAUCUACAGGAAGGUGGAGGAGCCGUCGGCGGCGCAUCGCGACAACAUGAAGAAGCUGCUGCGCCACAGCUGGAACGUGUGCCUGUGCCUCACAUACAGCAUGGCCUUCCAGUGCGACUUCCGGGAUCUGGCCGGCGAAAUGCUUGCCCACCCGGGCGCCAAGUACUACCUCAACGACACGCUUGCCAGCUAUCAGGCCGGACGUUUAAAGUGGAGCUGAGCUUUUUCACAUCCUCCAUUUCCACUGCAUGGAGCACAAGGCCGGGGGGGGGGGAAAUGGUUACCAAUCAGGCACUUAUGGUACAAGUGCUGGAGGAAGCUUUUCAAGCGAAAGGCGCCUUAAGAGCGAUGAAAGUGUACAUGAUUGUUCACGUUUGUGUUCGGAGUACUCAAAAAAAACAUUUCAUGGAGAUUCUUGAGUUGGUCAAAACACUGGGAAUGAUUUUCAAAAAUGGGGAAAAUGCAGUGUGGCUUAAAAUCCAGUGCAAUUUCUUCUGAGGCUUUUUCAGUGCAAAACUCUCAAAAAAUGUUCACCAUUAAGUUGAAUGCCUUUUUUCCCCCACAUCUAGAUUUAAAUUAAAGAUUGUUUCACUUUAAGAUGUUAAAAUGCACAAGGUGUCCUGUACAAAACUAUAACGAUUAUACACAAUGUGUAGAAUAAAGGCUGAACAAUGUUUAUCAUUUCAAAUGUCCUGCGACAAGUGCACGGCUCCGUGCCAAUAUACAAAGUCAUAUCAUUGCUGAGCUUAAAGUAACAAAAAAGAUUAAAAGAACAAAUUGUUCACAAAUGCAAGCUGUACCAAUUUCUAAUUCAUACCCUUGUCUUAAGUCAACAAAUGAGCUCAAAUGUCACUGCCUGUCAGCUGCUGUGCAGCACAAGCAGGUUACGUUUCAUGGAACAAUCAAGAAUCGCAGGCAUAAGGUGGUACUCGGGAACUAAAAGAACUAGACAUGGCCAUGUAAAAUUAUGCAAUGCCACAACAUGCAAAGAAUAUACAUUUGUUGUAAAAGGUCAAUAAACCUGAGCAUAAGAAAAUAAUCUUGUGCCGGUUAAUUUUGCAUCUUAUUAACUGACCCCAGAAGCAAA